This is a messenger RNA of Aspergillus pseudonomiae, 1628 nucleotides long. RefSeq lists its product as uncharacterized. NCBI's taxonomy places the organism in Eukaryota, Fungi, Ascomycota, Eurotiomycetes, Eurotiales, Aspergillaceae. The record is from RefSeq and is a predicted model, not a curated record. The coding region runs from base 75 to 1589 and encodes 504 amino acids. The transcript has a single exon.
CCUCGUACCCCUCUACUAAGAUAUAUUUGCGGGGACCCAUCUCGCAGUCCAAAAUUCCUACCAAGAGACUCGCUAUGGCACCACAAGAAACCGAAGUCAUAUCUGCCUUGAACUUGCUCCGCAAUACUCCCAGUGACAUUCUCAAUGCUCAUCGUCAUCUAGCACUUCAGACUUUGGGUCAACUUGGACGCUUGCUCAAUGCUAGCUGGAAUGAAAGCGAACACCUUUCACAUAGCAUUGAUAUGGAACACGGCGAUGGAUCUUCGGAAAAUGCCAUCAUUCCUAGGACCGUGGUCUUCCAAACAGAAGCUUCUUCGGAAAUUACAGACCUACCUAUUCAUGAAAAAGAUUCUAUCAACUUACCCUUCACCUUACCGGGCCCAGAACCCGCUGUAUUGUCGAAGACAAACUCUUCGGAAAACACAACGAGAAAACGAAAACGAGACACCAUCCGAGAAUCUCCUUCUGCCAAACUCAUCGGACUGGUGAAAAAGCGACUCCCUUGUAUUUUGCAAUUUUGCAAGUCCAAAGCUUCUCUUUCUGACAUCCUCCAAAACGAACAAGAGCUACAGUUCGCAGAUAAAAGAGUUGAUCAUUUGAAACAAGUUGACGGCAAUAAAACACCAAGCGAAGAACAGAAGCUUCUGAAGGGUCUAAGUCAAUUAUCUCUGGCUGAACAAUUCACUGCCUGGGAGACUGAGAAUGGUUGGAAGUCUAGAGUGGACACCCUAUACGACGAGAUCCGAGUCGCUAGGACCGAAGGCCGAAACGGAACUGGCAGUGCCAGAUGCGCUGGAAAAAUGACUCGAUUCGUCAGGGAGCAUGGAUAUCCUCAAUCAGAUCAUAACGUCGUCCGGAAGGGAAUCCAAAGAGGGAUCACUCAGCUUCUAUUCUUGAGGUCAAUGGAGGAAGUCUCCACCACGCCUAUCCAAAAAAGAGCCGCCCGGGGAAUACUUGCUCUGGUAACAAUUUUUGAAGCCGCUUCGUUCCAAAGUAUCUCAUAUCUGGAACUACAUGCGCUGGGAGAAGCCUUACUUAAAGGCCAUGAAGGGGAUGACACCCUUGUGUUGGAGCAUGACGUUUCGAAAUGGUUCGAAAACAUGACCGGAGAUUUCGAAAUGGUCUCGCAAACAACGAAACGGGGACGACGAGACCCGCUACAGACUACGCAUGCCCCUUCUCAUGGUCCCAGCAUAAACUCUCAUGAACUCACGACCUUCUCCACCCUUCCUCGAGUCGAAUCGAACAGCCGGAGAAUGCCAUUACAUCCUUCACUGAUUGAGUUCCAGGCUAGGCCAGGCGAGGCUGGCAUGUUGCCAAACGCAGGGUCACACGAUUUGGCUCAAUUCUCUAGAAAUACAAGUAAUGCUAAUUGCGUCUUGACUGGGAACUCCAAUCCAUGCAGUGAGUCACACGAGCUCAGUCUAUUUUCCAGGGGUCCCUCCAGUGUUUCAGCUCAGUCACAAUUGCCUCAUCCACCGCUGUGUUCUCCAUUUCCCGGUGAUGUUUCGAGGCCGCUUCCAACCCUUCGAUCAGCACCAAGUCCUACCCCACAUGAGGGUUCUUCCUUCCCCACUAUUCCCGCAUAAUAAUCCUACAACCCGUCCGCUAGAGCAAGAUGAAAAGUA